Messenger RNA from Suillus bovinus, 1329 nucleotides. RefSeq names its product FMN-linked oxidoreductase. Gene Ontology annotation, molecular function: tRNA dihydrouridine synthase activity; flavin adenine dinucleotide binding. The transcript is spliced from 5 exons. The record is from RefSeq and is a predicted model, not a curated record. Lineage: Eukaryota; Fungi; Basidiomycota; Agaricomycetes; Boletales; Suillaceae. The coding region runs from base 93 to 1100 and encodes 335 amino acids. Gene Ontology annotation, biological process: tRNA processing.
AGCAAGUGCCAAAACAAGUCCUGUCGACUGUCAGACAAUGACCUCGAAUAUUUCCGUUAGCCUGCGGGCAAGUCCAUCUUCACUGGUGUAGAAUGGCCAUUCCAGAUCUCACCUACAUCGCUGCUCCCAUGGUCAAGCAAAGUGAUGCUCCCUUCCGCAUGUUGACACAACGACAUGGAGCAACUCUCGCGUAUACGCAGAUGCUUGACCCUCACAAGCUUCUUGAAGAUCGAGAUUACCUCGAGUUUCAUCAGCGUGAUCUGACUUUUGGUCGCGAUGCUUGUAAUGAGACGGUGGUGGUCCAGCUAUGCGGUAAUGACCCUGAGAUCAUCGUUCAAGCUGGAAAGAAGAUACAAGACUUGUGCAGCGGUAUUGAUUUGAACCUAGGAUGCCCACAAGAGCAUGCCCGUGAAGAUCGCUACGGCGGUUAUCUUCUCGCCAAAAAGGAUUGGCCACUCGUCCAGACCAUAGUUUCUGCGAUGUCCCACCUAUUGCAGCCACCGACUUCCGUAAAAUUACGCCUCUGUCCUUCAUCGUCACCCCCAUCAUCCACAGUUGAAUUUGCCACUCUGCUGGAACAGGCAGGUGCAUCUUGGGUAACUCUUCAUGCGCGUCACGUAUCCGCCAGACGACGGCGUCAGGGCGCUGCAGAUUUAGAUGUGGUUCGCACUCUAAAGACAGCACUCAGAGUACCAGUCGUGAGCAAUGGCAACGUCCGUACAUGGGAGGAUGUACAGAAGAACAAGGAAGAGACCCAAGCUGAUGGUAUCAUGGUAGGAGAAACUUUGCUAGGCAAUCCUUGCAUAUUUGCAAAUAUCAUCCCAGACCCUGUUCGAGUAUCUCUUGAAUACCUAGAAAUCUGCAAAGAACUCCCUGAUAUUGCGACUCAUAAGACUAUCGAGACUCAUGUCAGACAUUUUAUUGAAUUUCAGUGCUCUCGGCGGCCAUGGUAUAAUAAAUUUCGCACAGCACUGCCUGCAUGUGAAGGGGUUCACGACAUCGAGCACUUAUUACGCACGAAGGUGACCAGAUGGCGGGGCAAGGCUGGACUCAAAAAUCAUGACGCAUGUCUCGAUGAUCUAGAAUGUAUCACGGAUUGAAAUAUUCACAGUUUUCACCUGAUUCUUCCCCUGCUAGUAGGUACAAGCACACUAAAAAGGAAUACAGUAUCGCAGAGUAUCUAUAGAGUGUAUCGCGGCUGUGUCAUAAUCAUUGAAGAAAACGGCUUUAGGAACACAUUGGUCCGAUUCAACUGGCAGUAUGUAGUCCGAGAAGACCGCCGCGGCGAUGAUUUCGUGUUUGAAUGACCAAAUUCUGUCCUAACAAUCU